GGGUAAAAAGAGGACAUAAACCGAGGAAAGAGGGAUGAUUCGCGAUUGCGCCGAAAGUUUGGUUCGUGCCAUGGGGGUUGCUAGGAUGUACCGUAUAUCGAGUGAUAGAGAAGUGGUAGGGGUAAGUUUGGGAUGCGCAAUGGCGAACGGCGCUGAAAGGGAUGUUGAACGGGGGUGGAAAACAGGAAUAGAGGAGGAAGAAAAGAAAGAAGAGGGCGAGAAGUAGGAUACAGGAGAGGAGGCUCACUCUGCGGCUCCCGCCGCUCGGGAGCAGACAAGCAGGGCCAAACUUAUUCAACUAUUUUGUUAAACAAAUUUGUAAAUAUAAAUCAUUCCUACAACUACUACUACUACUACUACUACUACUACUACUACUACUACUACUACCACUACUACUCUACUGUAAAAAGUAACUAUCCACUCCAAAAAUACAAAGAACAAAAAAGAAUGAAUUAAUUGUUAAUAAAAAUCAAACAAAGAAAAAAAAAAAAACAGAAAAAUACAAAACAAAACAAACAAAGAAGUCACUAUUUUCUGAAUUAUCAACAAAAUACACAACGAUACUCUUCUGACAUAAAUAUGUUUUAAAAGUUAAAACAAAAGGAAGAAAAUAUACUUGUAAACAAUACAAAACAAAGUUAAAAAUAAAAACGAAAAAACACAAGCAAACGCAAUUUUUUAUUUAAUAUAUGUGUGACCCUUACAUUGUUUUGUCCCUGAUUGGGACGGGUUCAGUGUUGUAACUUAGCAUAUAAGGAGAACAAAGUUCCGAAUCGUUGGAGAUACGUAAUUUCAACUUUGUGAAUAUCUCUUUUUUAUAUAAAAUAAAAUUCCUAAAGUAUAAGAAAAGAUUUCGGGGAGUGGAGAGGGAGGGAAAAGAGACGCAGGAGGCGAGAAAUCGGGAUAACAAAAUCGGAGAAAAUAAGAGAGGAAGAGAGAAAUAGAGAGCGAUAGAAAAGGGAGUAAGAUUAAGAACACAAAGUGAAGAUAACGAUAAUCGUUGUGGCUUUAAUUUUUUAUAAAAAGAAAAAAAGAAAAUUAAAUAAUAAAGCAAAUAAAAAGAAUAAAACUAAUAAAACAAAUCAAUCGAUUGAUGAAAGAUGCUGUAAAAAUUGACUAGUCUCCGUAAGCCCACGUGUAUCAUACACGUGUACCACGUGUGCGUGCUUAAUUGCUGAGUAACUGAAAAGAAAAACCGUCUCAAAUAUAAUAUAGUUGAAUGUACAGACACAUAAUAUUUCGACUGUAAUAUACCUGUAUCUACGAUCCAAUUGACUCUUGGACUUUUGAAAAUUUUUUCAUUUUUAAAUUUUCACUUCCUUCCAAAAACUUUGGAGUUGAAAUUCUCAAUCCGUUAAUUUUAGUUGGCUUCGGGGGGGUGAUUGAAAAAUUCUUCGAUUUGAAUAAUUUUUUCCAUACAUAAUAAAAGUUGGGUGUGCACGAAGGUUCCGGGGAUAUGCUCCCCUGGAAUUAUAGUUCAAAGCUAGAAUUAUUUCCUCUACUACGAUCAAGUGCAGUUAAACAAUUAAGUAUCCUAACCAGAGAUAUCGAGAAAAAUCACAAUUAUCGUUAUUCUAAUUCUUCUCCUUGUUCUUCUCUUUUUCCUAUUUCUUCUACUCCUUCUUCUUCUUCUACUUCUUCUACUUCUUCUUCUUCUUCUUCUUCUUAUUCUUCAUAUUCCACGUUUGACACAAGUGAAAAUCAUUUUGCUAAACCGGUCAUUGGUAUUAGAAUAUCCUGACCUAAGAGAAUUAAAAUAACAAACAAAAAUCAACAAAUAUUAUUUACGUAAAUAUCCAUAGUACUUAUAUAACGGAUACUAUAUGAUAUCAAAAAUAAUUUCGCGCGAUUACAUAAAAUUCUUCCGCUGCACGUGACGUGUAUUCUUAACGACUCACGCCACUUUAAACGUACGAACAAAUUUACCUAUUAUAUUUAUGAAAUAAGAAGCAUAAUCCUCGAAUUAUAAUUCACGAUUCCUUCUAAUCUUAUCCCCAACGGAAUUCAGGCUCGAGGAUGACCUCGGCGACUGUAACGAUCGGGGACUAGUUACGACUUCCGCUUUUCAAACUAUUUUCCUUUUGACCCACCAUAUAACAAGAACCUCGCGCGCCCGAGUACCGUAAAUUUUCAACCCUCAGUUCGUUCCAUAAAUUAUAAUAUAAUCCGCGUUCUGUUGGGUGAAUAAACUCGAAGAAAUAUAUCAAAGUAAAUAGACGAAUAAAUAAUUAAGAAGUUUUAAAUCGCAACAAAAAAAUAACUAACAAAUAAAAAUCUUAUCAAUCUUGAAAUCUUUUUCCCCGUCCUACGUAGUAAACGCAAUAGCAAUAGCAAAAAGAAAAAGAACAAAUUUCUUAGACACGUAUAAGUAAAUCAUUAUCGUCCGAGUGAUAACAACUGAAAACAAACAAAUUAAAUUAAAAUUAAAUAAAAGAAACCCAAAGAAAGACAAAAAUUUGCAACGAUGGCGGGAUACAAUCACGCUAACCCGCGUGCAGUUUACCACGGGAACUACCCGACGCCACUUGCCCCGAACGGUGACCCUAUAAAACUACCCGAGAAUUUAGAGACUCUACCGCGCGCAGAACAUUUUCCGACACAAAGGCACCGAUGGAACACAAACGAGGAAAUCGCGGCUAUUUUAAUAAGUUUUCAAAGACAUACGGAAUGGCAAAGUCGAGAGGUAAAAGUACGUCCGAGAAGUGGAUCGAUGCUUUUAUACUCGAGAAAAAAGGUGCGAUACCGGCGCGAUGGUUACUGCUGGAAGAAACGAAAAGACGGAAAAACAACACGUGAAGAUCAUAUGAAACUGAAAGUACAGGGUGUAGAAUGCAUCUACGGUUGUUACGUACAUUCGGCCAUACUUCCGACUUUUCAUCGGAGGUGUUACUGGCUAUUGCAAAAUCCCGACGUUGUACUAGUCCACUAUUUGAACGUUCCCUAUCCCGACGGGGACGCGAAAUUAGCCGCUCUACCGCCAUGCCUAGCGUUACCACCGGACAAAAAAGAGUGGACGAGGGACGAAUUGGCGUCGCAAUUGAGGCCCAUGUUUCUCGGCGGCGACGUCGAUUACGACGAUCCGAAUGCCUCGCAACAUUCUAAUCAUCCCGUCGACAUGAUCGUCACUCAGCUUCUCGAUAGGCAGAGAGCAUCCACAACACCUUCGACCGGUGGGGCGCAACUCGCACCGAGGAGACUCACACCGGACAACCAGGUGACCUCUACUACCGGAGGUCAACAGCCCUCCACAACAGCUCCAAACGCACCUAGGGUAUAUUCGCGACAUUCCCAUUCGGCUCAGAAUCAACAACCAGCACCUCUGGUUCUGAGUUUACAACAGAUACAAGGUGGAGCUGGUCUCCUGAUUCUGAACAGUCAACCCUAUCAUCAACAACAACAACAACAACAGCAACAACAGCAACAACAAUCGCAAAAUCAGAGAAUUGAAAUGAGACAGGUGACGGAGCAGCAGAUCGUUCAGCAGACCAGCGUUGACCGUGAACAGCAAACGCAGCAUGAACUCGACCCUCAGGAGACUAUCCAAAGAUCCGCGACACAAACACUGCCAGCGUCCAGUUCGGUCGUUACAGAUUUCGCCGAGACUUUGGAUCUCAGUCAGGAAGAUAUUCAGAGAACGUUGUCCGCCAAUAUGGUGCCUCCGUCACCUUCUCCGUCUCCGGCUGACGACAACGUCAUCAAUCCGAUGGAUUUCAUCGACUCGCCAGACGACGUUCUCGUUAAUUUGGAUGCCUUCGACGUAUUCGGCGACUUACCCGAGCUUCACGACUUCGAAACCGAGCCAACCAAGGCGAUUGAGAGAGGUAGAUCUGAUAACGAUACAACCUGCCAUCCCAAUACAGCUCACAUCGCUGAAUAUAGUCCUGAAUGGAGUUACACAGAAGGUGGUGUCAAGGUUUUGGUCGCCGGACCAUGGACGGGAGGAAGUGGGUCCCAAUCGUACUCGGUGCUGUUCGACGCAGAGCCGGUGGAAGCUUGUUUGGUACAACCUGGAGUAUUGCGUUGUAGAUGUCCAGCGCACGCUCCUGGUUUGGCCUCCCUUCAAGUCGCUUGUGACGGUUUCGUAGUAUCGGAUAGCGUAGCUUUCGAAUAUCGGCGGGCGCCAACAGCAGAACCGAGUCCGGAACGCGCUCUCCUCGACAGACUCGCGGACGUGGAAGCUCGUCUCCAGGGUCCUGGACCCCCGUCGCCGGCUGCGCACCUCGAGGAACGCCUCGUUGCCUACUGCCAAGAUGCCGUCGCUCGUCCUUGGCAAGCCGGGGCCGAGCCCCUGCAAUCGGGGGGACCCACGCUUUUGCAUCUAGCCGCUGGUCUGGGAUAUUCCCGAUUGGCUUGUGCACUUCUUCACUGGAGAGCCGAAAAUCCCAGCACGGUAUUGGAUGCUGAAGUCGAUGCGCUCAGGCAGGAUGGCAGCGGACUAACGCCACUCGCGUGGGCCUGUGCCGCCGGACAUGCCGAUACCGCGAGAAUAUUGUACAGGUGGAACGCCAUGGCGUUGAGAGUUAAAGACAAUCGGGGUAGAAGUGCGACCGAGAUAGCUUCGGGUAACGGUCAUACGAUGAUUGCGGACGAACUAAAUCAGUUAGAAGCUAGAAGACAGGACGAGGGGCUUUUCUUGCGGCCAGCGAGUCCUCGGCGACCUUCUCAAGACAGUGGCCUUGAUUUAGCUUUAUGUGGUUCUCCGCUGUUGGACAACAUGGAAUUAUUGCACGAGGACGAAACAUCGUUGAGUCUAGGCCAGCAGGGGAUGGAGAGCACUCCUAGUGCUCCCAACCCUCAAGAGACUGUAGGGGAAGAAGACGCCAAAGUACUUACAUUGGCUGAACAAAUUAUAGCAGCGCUUCCAGAACGAAUUAAACGUGGAGAUGGAGAACCACCUUCGCCAUCUUCACCUUCGUCGCCACCCCCUCCUUUGACACCAUUGGAAGAUGCCUUAAUGGAACAAAUGCCACUCGAUUCUGGAGAACUUUUUGAUUCCUACCGCGACUGUAGCGGUGGUGCAGCUUCUGUGUCGGAUGUCGAUGCCGAUGCCAGUCCAUCGAGUCCGUCGAGCAGUUGUUUGACCCCAGAUUCGCCUUCACCGCCUCCGACAACGGCUGAUUUCUGUGAAUUUUUACAACUCCAGUUACAGUUGGACGGAAAUAGUAGUCACAAUGGUCGUUACGGGUAUGAAAAUGGCGAUAGAAAUGUUGUUUUGGGGGGUGGAGUUUGCGUUGGUAGUGGAGGAGACGGUGAGGCUGAUUUGAGUAGAUUAACGUUAUCCGAUCGGGAACAACGGGAGUUGUAUCAAGCUGCUAGGAUGAUCCAGAAAGCAUAUAGAAGCUACAAAGGACGUCAAAGACAGGAAGAAGCUGAGCGACAUGCCGCAGUACUUAUACAACAAUAUUAUCGUCGAUAUAAACAGUACGCGUAUUACAGACAAGCCACUCGAGCGGCAUUGGUGAUUCAGAGUAACUACCGUAAUUACAGGGCGCGCCCUGGGUCAUCAUCCAGUUCGAGGCAACAGGCCGCGUAUCAACAGGCCGCUCAUCAAGCUGCUAGGAAAAUUCAGCAGUUCAUGAGACAAUCUAAAAUCAAACUGCAGAGCGCCAGGGCCGGCGCAAACGGGAACGCGAGGCAGCCGGCACUCAUUUCACAGGGGGCUGCUGCCCUCCAAAGCUCGCCCUCAUCUAGCCCAGGGACCAGCCUAGCAGCCGCGAAUCAAGAAACCACCUAGCUAAUUAUCACCUACCACCAAUAGCUGCUCCAAAUGGUUCUCUACAAAAACAAUGCCACCGUGUUUAGGGCAUUCCUCGUGGCAGGAUAUGGCAAACAAGCAGGUACCUGUAGCUUUUAAAAAGCUAAAAAUAUUUUUCAUUGUUUUUUUUUUUUCCAACUGAUUGGAUAUCACACUGUUCGUAAUCGAGUGUUCAAUAUCCGUAGAAAAAAAAAUAAUUAAUAACAAUGACAACGUCUUGCGCAGCAACUGUUUUCUCGUGAUACAAAAAUGACAAAUCACCUACUAUACAUUCUAUCAAAAAUAAUAAAAAAAAAUAAAAAAAAUAGUAAUAACCGUAAUGAUAACAAAGAAUUACACAUCGUGCUAAUGACUCCUCGAUUUUAAACAAAUUUUUUUCUCUUCUUUCCUUCUUUCGUCAUCAUUUUUUAUUAACAGCUAAUACGGAGUCGAAUUACAUGUAUACCUUUGAUACAGACUAUUUUUAAAAAUUAGCAGCGUAUUUUUGCCCACCAUUUUUUUUUUUUUUUUUUUCGUUACAACGUCAACUAUUAAUUAAUUUUUGAGACGAUCGCACGAUUUGCUAAAGUCGACAGAGAUAUAUAUGUAUAAUAUGGAAUGAAUACGGCCCACGAUGCCUUGUUUAAUGAAUAUUAAUAAAAAAAAAAAAACAAACAAACAAAAUGGUUCCUAAACGCAGGCAAAGACAGUAUCGAGAACUAAAAAAUGUUUGACGAAUGUCAUAAUGUUAUGAAAAUACGGGAUCCGGUUUUACUUUUAAGAACGGGUAUAUCGAAGCAUGUUACUGAUAACCAUGCGUGACACCUUAUAUCGUUUGAAAUACCAACGUCUAUUUGAAAAUUCAAAUAGAUGUAAUUGAAAGAACCGGUAUCUGUUGUACUUAAGUUGUUGUACUCGAAAAAAAGCAGGACAAGCUAAAGAAAAAGAUAAAGAAAAAUAACGCAUUCCUAAUUAGAGAAUAUAAUUCAUCGAGUAUUAAUUUAAUAUUAUGUAAUAAUGAACUCGGUAAGUUGUAUCUUCGCAAAAAAGAUCACGUCGAAAGUUGGUGAUUGAAAUGAACGUCAGAACGUUCUAUUAUUCUAUUAUUCGGAUACUUUUUUUCCACAGAAAGAAGAGAAGAAGUAACAUAUUUAUAAUAUUAAUAGAACAGCGAAGUAAAAUCAGCAACGUUCGCGUGUUGUAGAAGAAAAGAAUAAAUAACAUUUUUAAUAUCUAUCCUAUUACGUAAUAAUAUGAAUUUCAAUUUUCAAUUUUCAAAUCUACAUAUAAAUAAAAACAAAAAACAAAAAAAAAAAAAAAAUGAGA
Messenger RNA from Athalia rosae (coleseed sawfly), 7060 nucleotides. RefSeq names its product calmodulin-binding transcription activator 2 (gene Camta). The transcript has 12 exons. Bases 2465 to 5734 code for a protein of 1089 amino acids. NCBI's taxonomy places the organism in Eukaryota, Metazoa, Arthropoda, Insecta, Hymenoptera, Athaliidae. Gene Ontology annotation, biological process: regulation of transcription by RNA polymerase II. The record is from RefSeq and is a predicted model, not a curated record. Gene Ontology annotation, molecular function: transcription coregulator activity; double-stranded DNA binding; protein binding. Gene Ontology annotation, cellular component: nucleus.